This is a messenger RNA of Brugia pahangi, 573 nucleotides long. NCBI's taxonomy places the organism in Eukaryota, Metazoa, Nematoda, Chromadorea, Rhabditida, Onchocercidae. The record is from the annotation of a GenBank genome assembly.
AUGAUACGAGUACAAGAGGGUCAUGCGUCCAAUCUCAUGUAUCCGAUUCCAUUCUAUUCCCGAGAAUCCGUGUUGUUCCUCUGCAGUGCUUACCUUGACAGUCGAUCAACAUGCAUGACAUCUGAAGUGCUUGAAAAAUGCAAGCAUAACGAAAUGAUUAUCUUCAUACAAAGCCACAUGCGCUAUUAUUGUGGAAAUAAAGCCAAACUUGCAUUCGAAAAUUUUGGCUGUCUCCACGAUGCGUUAAUGUCCAAUCAACAUUGUUGGCGACAUAUUGAGGAUAUCUCAUCGCCCACCUAUAGAGGAGGUAAAUGUAUUAGCAUACCCACGUUUUUUAAUUGUAUAUUGCCUGGUGUGCGAUCGAAAUGCGAAAAACCCGGUGUUCAUAUUCUUGUCGAUGCAAUUACUUCAUUUGGAUGUGCUCUUCAAAAGGAGUUGGUACAACAAUCAGUAACAUAUAUUGCAAAAAUGAAUGAUACUGGUGAACUUACUGAAGAAGCUGGAAAAACGUAUAUACGGAACCAGUUACCGUCUGCGCUUCCCAUACUUGAUGAAGAAAGAAAUGGUCAGUAA